Trichosurus vulpecula (common brushtail) is the source of this 644-nucleotide messenger RNA. It is a transcript of the gene ATP5PD, whose product is annotated as ATP synthase peripheral stalk subunit d. The transcript has 6 exons. The record is from RefSeq and is a predicted model, not a curated record. Lineage: Eukaryota; Metazoa; Chordata; Mammalia; Diprotodontia; Phalangeridae. Gene Ontology annotation, molecular function: proton transmembrane transporter activity. The coding region runs from base 82 to 567 and encodes 161 amino acids. Gene Ontology annotation, biological process: proton motive force-driven ATP synthesis.
CUGGAAGGUGAUUUCCGGUGACGCUUUUCCGUUUGCUCUCUGCCCAGAGCUGUGCGCCGCCGGGGUCGGUGAAGUUCCAAGAUGGCUGGACGAAAGCUUGCUAUGAAAGCCAUUGAUUGGGCAGCAUUUGGGGAGAUCAUACCUAAAAACCAGAAAGCCAUUGCUAAUGCCUUGAAAUCCCAUAAUGAAUAUCUUACGACCAGAUUGGCUACCUUGCCUGAGAAGCCACAAGCGAUCAACUGGGCUUACUACAAGGAAAACGUGGCCAAGCCUGGCCUUGUGGACGAGUUUGAGAAAAAGUUCAAUGAGCUGAAGAUUCCUGUGCCAGAAGAUAAAUUCACUGCCCUAGUGGAUGCUGAAGAACAGGAAGAUGCAAAACUUGGUGCUGAUUUCGUGAAAGCUUCAAAUGCUAGGAUUGCAGAACUUGAGAAAGAGAUGGAAAAGAUCAAGAAUAUAAUUCCUUUUGAACAGAUGACCAUUGAGGAUUUGAACCAAGCCUUUCCUCACACCACACUGGACAAGAAGAAGUAUCCUUAUUGGCCCCACCAGCCAAUUGAGAACCUCUAAAAUUGGGCCUCAGAGGAAGCCGUGGCCCUCCUGUCACUCACCCCUGAAAGCUAUAAUAAAGCAAUUGUACAGUCGUU